Messenger RNA from Ilex paraguariensis (yerba mate), 1921 nucleotides. The record is from the annotation of a GenBank genome assembly. NCBI's taxonomy places the organism in Eukaryota, Viridiplantae, Streptophyta, Magnoliopsida, Aquifoliales, Aquifoliaceae.
GAAAAUCUAGAUCUCCAUAAACCCAUCUGUUCUUGCAAAUUCCUGUAUCUAACAAACCGUCCCAACUAACCCAAAAGAUUUAGUUGGGAUCUUCGCCAACCCACCGACACAUAUGCUUUUUUGUAUCUGAAAAUCCCCAAAACACAGACCCUUUUAUCCAAUUCUUCGUGUUAUAGUCAUUCCAUGUUCCAAAAACUAUAUAAGCACACACAAAUCCGUCAUGGGGACUGAGAAGAAAUGGCUCUUCACACUCUUCUCUGCCACAUUUAUCUCCUUUUUGUUUUUUCUUUCCUCAAUUUCAGGUUUUAGUGCCUCGUACUAUUCUUUCACUUCCCACAAACCCUACACUUCAACCGUCCGGCAUGGAACUGGGUAUCCCCCGGCGUUUGCAUAUUACAUUUCCGGUGGUCACGGCGAUAGUGACCGCAUGUUUAGAUUGUUGCUCUCAAUUUAUCAUCCGAGGAAUCGGUAUUUGUUGCACAUUGGGGCGGAUGGGUCGGACGAUGAGAGAGCGAAGCUGGCCGGUUUGAUUAAGUCGGUGCCGGCGAUUAGGACAUUUGGGAAUGUGGAUGUGGUAGGCAGACCUGAUCCGGUGACCUACAUGGGGUCUACAAAUAUCGCCGCCGUGUUGAGGGCGGCUGCCAUCUUGUUAAAGGUGGAUAGUGGGUGGGAUUGGUUUAUAACAUUGAGUGCAUUGGAUUAUCCAUUGAUUACCCAAGAUGACUUGUCCCAUGUGUUCUCUUCUGUUAGAAGAGACCUCAGUUUCAUUGAUCACACCAGUGACCUUGGAUGGAAAGAGGGUCAAAGAGUCCAGCCAAUUGCUGUUGAUCCAGGGAUUUACUUGGCUAGGAGGACCCAAAUCUUUUAUGCCACAGAAAAGCGGCCGAUGCCUGAUGCUUUCAAAGUUUUUACAGGUUCUCCAUGGGUUGUCUUGAGCCGAUCCUUUCUUGAAUUUUGUGUUUUCGGUUGGGAUAACCUUCCCCGAACUCUUUUAAUGUACUCCACUAAUGUAGUUUUGUCCCAAGAAUUCUAUUUCCAUUCUGUAAUUUGCAAUUCACCAGAGUUCAAGAACACAACUGUUAAUAGUGAUUUGAGAUAUAUGGUCUGGGACGACCCUCCCAAGAUGGAGCCCCUCUUCCUAAACCAGUCAGAUUAUGAGCUAAUGGCUCAAAGUGGAGCUGCUUUUGCAAGACAGUUUGCAAUAAAUAACCUGGCGCUGGAUAUGAUUGAUGAGAAGAUCCUGAAGCGAGGCCAUAACCUAGCUACCCCAGGGGCAUGGUGCGCUGGCCGAAAGAGCUGGCUGACGGAUCCAUGCUCGCAAUGGUGUGAUGUCAAUGCUUUGAAGCCAGGGCCUCAAGUGAAGAAGUUUGAAGAGUCUAUGAACAAACUUAUCUCCGACUGGAACUCACAGUCGAACCAGUGCAGGUGAUGACAUUCUAAUUAAACAAAGAAUGUUUUAAGAAUCGGCUUGUGUUCUACUGCAUCUGAUUAUUGGCCAAUUUGAAUACCAUUGGUUGAGAUGCAUUCUUUUAUCUUCUACACAUUCUUUUGGGGAGGUUCUUCUUGGUACGGGCUGCUCCAGUGUUAAUAGUGAGGGUCUGAAAUGGAGGUGCGAGAUAAAUUCUUUCCUUGGGCUGUGUUAGAGCAAGAGCAGUCUUCAAUGAAUAUGACGAACUUCCCUGUGUACGUCAUCUACAUAAUAUUAUGUAUUCUAUUUCACAUUUAUUGGCUUUCCUUUGAUACUUUUUUCCAUGUUAAGGAACAAGUUUAUUUUUGAUACUUCUAAUCUGUUUGUUAUUUAGCUUGGGAAGGAUUAUCUUAUGCAGUUUAUCUCUUCGUGUGGAGAGACUGUUUUUGUAACUCGUUUACUCUUAUUGCUACAUCUGGGAUUUGGAAAUAUAAGAUAUUACGCUCAAGAGCG